This is a messenger RNA of Fibroporia radiculosa, 1416 nucleotides long. RefSeq lists its product as uncharacterized. Gene Ontology annotation, biological process: phosphatidylserine biosynthetic process. The transcript is spliced from 14 exons. The record is from RefSeq and is a predicted model, not a curated record. Gene Ontology annotation, molecular function: L-serine-phosphatidylethanolamine phosphatidyltransferase activity. NCBI's taxonomy places the organism in Eukaryota, Fungi, Basidiomycota, Agaricomycetes, Polyporales, Fibroporiaceae. The coding region runs from base 1 to 1416 and encodes 471 amino acids.
AUGUCUGACCAGAAAGAGGUCGCGCAGUCUUCAUCAUCGCCCACGGAGGACUCCGACACCGCCGCUGUGAUCCUGGCUGAGGCGCCAGAGCCAAAACCUGGGUUAGACGGAGUACCCGUACGUUGGUACGAUGCGGACCGUACAGAGCCGUAUACCCGGAUUUCGCCCUUUCAAGAGAAACAUGACACCAGUGUCGAGUAUGCACACACUUUCUCCGACUCGGAGGACACCCUUGAUGAACAGAAACGUAGAUUUUUCUACAAGCCCAUUACUCUAUCCGCCCUGGGGGCGGCAAUGGCCGUGCUGGCGUAUGUCGCUACCACGCAAGAUGUAUUAGAGGAGGGUCGGGAUAAGCGCAGAGUUGGCGCGUAUGCUGCGGUCGCCGGAUUUCUUCUCUUCUCUAUGAUACAAUUCCGAGAUGGUCCUUUCUUCAGGCCUCAUCCAGCAUUCUGGCGAGUCGUUCUUGGUAUUAACUUGCUAUAUGAGCUCGCCUUGGUAUUCUUGCUCUUCCAAGACCUUGACUCUGCUCGAGAAAUGAUGACCUUUCUCGACCCGAGCUUGGGACACCCGCUUCCCGAGAAGAGCUACGCCGAGAAUUGCGAAUUCACACCGCUGAAUAUCUGGAACGCAGUCGAUAUUUUCUGCCUUGCCCACGCCUUAGGAUGGUUUGGUAAGGCCUUGAUUCUCCGUGAUUAUUGGUUUUGUUGGAUCCUGAGCAUUGCCUUUGAGCUUGCUGAAUAUAGCUUACAACACCAGUUGGCCAACUUCGCUGAGUGCUGGUGGGACCAUUGGCUUCUGGAUGUCCUGAUUUGCAACUGGCUCGGUGCAUAUCUAGGCAUGAAAACGUGUCAAUACUUUGAAGUCAAGCAUUAUACUUGGCGCGGCCUGCGACAAUCCCACGGCCUCCGCUCAAAGACCAAGCGCGUUCUAAGCCAGUUCUCCCCGCAAGAUUGGACCACGUUCAAAUGGGAAGGUACAGCCUCAUUUGGACACUAUUUCACCGUCGUUUUGCUUUUGGCCGUAUUCCUUGCGGCUGAACUUAAUCCGUUCUAUCUGAAGACGUUGUUGUGGAUGGAACCCGAACACCCCUUCGUCAUUGCGCGCCUGGUCGGCGUCUUCUUUUGUGCCUUACCUGCGGUAAGGGAACUCUAUGUGUAUGUCAACGACCCUAGAAAGGCUGUGCGAAUGGGGCAACAUGUCUGGCUGAUGCUUGCCACCAUUGGUACGGAAUUGCUUGUGAUCAAGAAAUGGAGCAAGGGCCAAUUCCCAGAGCCGCUGCCCACUAGCGUCAAAUGGGCCUGGACGAUUGGCGCAUGCCUUCUGGUACUAUACCCGAUUGUGCAAUUCGGGAUUCCAAGCGCCCGAAGAUACAUACGACCCUCGAAGCGCGAUACGAAGCAGAAGGGCAUUUCGUAA